Anarrhichthys ocellatus (wolf-eel) is the source of this 2466-nucleotide messenger RNA. RefSeq names its product YdjC chitooligosaccharide deacetylase homolog (gene ydjc). Gene Ontology annotation, molecular function: deacetylase activity. Bases 245 to 1171 code for a protein of 308 amino acids. The record is from RefSeq and is a predicted model, not a curated record. Lineage: Eukaryota; Metazoa; Chordata; Actinopteri; Perciformes; Anarhichadidae. The transcript has 6 exons. Gene Ontology annotation, biological process: carbohydrate metabolic process.
GGGGGGGGGGGCUUCAGCACGCUGACGCUGAGAAGCGGAGAGAAGAUGUAGCCGGCGAAUAGAAACGGUGUCGUCUACAAUGAUUCCGGUCUGUUUAAACGGAGAGAGGAGAGGGCACCGGGCUCGGUGGUGACCGCGGAGAGGUGCGCUGUGUCCCCGGUAACGCUGCUGUUCAACAGCGGACUCUCUCCCGCUGGACAGCCUCGGCUUGUGUCGUGUCCUCGUUGUGACGAGAGCAGCAGUAAUGCCACAGCCCAGGGUGAUGCUGGUGGUGACGGGAGAUGAUUUCGGCUACUGCCCGAGGAGGAACCAGGGGAUCGUGGACUGCUUCCAGGCCGGAGGCAUUUCCAACGUGUCGCUGCUGGUUAACGCCUGUGCUGCCAAAGAGGCGGCAGAUCUGGCGAAAAGGCACAACAUCCCCAUCGGCCUCCACGCCAACCUCUCUGAGGGCAUUCCAGUGUGUCAGCAGGCCUCCACGCUGACCACCCAGCGCGGCUUCUUCCACGGGAAGAUGGGCUUCCGUCAGGCCCUGGAGAGAGGUCAGCUCAGCAUGAAGCAGGUGGAGCUCGAGUUGAGGGCCCAAGUCGGGCUGUUCAGGGAACUGACAGGUCACCUGCCCCACCACAUGGACGGACACCAACACGUCCAUGUACUGCCAGGGGUGCGUGAGGUGUUUGCACAGGUCCUGUCAGACCUCAGGAUUCCAUUCACCCGUGUCCCAGUGGAGCCAGGGCAACACAGCUGCCCAGCGCUGCCGGCACACCUCCAGAGGUUCUAUGCACAGGUGGAGAAGGACGCUCUGGACUCCAUCCCUGUUUUCACACGCUACGGAAUCAGGUGGCCAGACGUGUACCUGGGGCUGACCACCAUGGGCCGGAACAUGUCCGUACCCAACCUGCAGAGGGCCCUCGGCCACGCCUUGGCUGCGGAGCCCUCUUCAGCCUCUACCUCCGGCGGUGCCUGGGGCCCUAACCAGCCCGUGGUCACAGCGGAGCUCAUGGUGCACCCGGGCUACCCGAGUGGACCCCAGGAAGGAGGCUGCGGAGAGGGCCCCGACGACUUCUCCCGGUCAGCCGACAGACAGCAUGAGCUGAGCGUGCUCAGAGACCCGGCCCUCCUGGCUCUCUACAGCCGGGAGAGGGUGCAGCUCUGUGCCUUCAAAGACAUCUGAGUGUGUACUGUAGGGAGCCAGAGUGAGUCACAUUGACAUCUGCAAUAACAGAAAUCACUCUAAAUCUGACCUAAUUAUUAUGGGAUGUGGGUCACUCAUUGUGUCCCGAAAAAAAAGUGAUGGUGACAUUUUAUUGACUGUUACUCUUAACUGUCCGGUAGGGGCCGCAGGUGAUCAACGACUACUUCCGCUUGCACACUUUGAAUAAAUUAUGACAGCAGUGGGUGUUUAAAACGGGGCUCGGUUAGCAGACUACAUACUCAACCGAGCGCUGACUACAAAAGAACGUGUCUCCUCAUUUCGGUCUUAGCCAUUAGCAGCCGCUGGGCAGUAUCGCCGGUUGGUUCAAUUUGUUUUUAUUUUGCUAAAUGGCCAGCGUGUAGAGCCAGCAUAUUUUCACAUCUAACUCUGUGAAUUAAGGAUUUAUUGUGAACAAACCACAGCUGGUGUUUGUUGGAAUAACUAACCGAGAGCUCUGGAGAGUUUUGUUUUGUUUCCGUCGAGUUUGAAACAAAAACAGGCGCCGACAACAACGGAGCACCUCUUCUCGCGUCGGUAGCAGGAGAGCUACCUAGCUGUUAGCCAACAGAGCUAACGGAGCUAAGCACACAGCAAGACUGACGGUCAACAUGAAGUGUUGCUCAGUGAGUCUGUUUGUGAGACGUGGGAGAGAAUAACGCGUAGAUACACUUUAAACUUGACUUUCACUUUCAAACAUUACAGCAGUGGUCGUUGCAAACGCACCUGACGCAGAUCUGCACAAUACUGAAGUCACUUUUCUACUUUAUUUCAGUUAUACUCAGCAUGUAACAUGUAAUGAACCUCAUUACCAACUUGCCUCUCUCGUUAGUGCAGACGUGGCUGUAACAAAAGCACAGAAAGGUAUGCACCAACACGCCGGUAAAACGUGAUGAAAGUAUUUUUCAAUGCUAACUAACAAAUCAUUAACUUAGUUGAUGAUUGCAUAUAAUAUUAACAAUCAUGAAUGUGACUUUUAUAAUUGAAGUUCCGUCCGUCAUCACAAACUGCGCUCCGGUUGGAAACGAGCAGACCUGCUUCCACUUCCACCUUCUGUAGUCAAGUUGCGUCCACACAGUUUCCCCGCGCCACGUGUUUGCAACAAGGCGGGCGUGCUCACUUUAGUUCAGUUUAUUCUGACCUUGAGGUUUGAAGACCUCCAUCCUUGCAGUUGUGUUCUUACGUGUUGUAUAUUGCCUCAAUUAAUCAUGUUCAAUGUGGGUCAGUGUAAAGGGGUAGAGGGGGACCAGCAGCAGCAUGAUUCUGCCAAGUCAUUG